GCAUACAUCAGCUGAUCACUCUCAAGGUCGACUUCGCAGAGCAUCAUGGGGAGGACACUGAAUCCACUGGUUCUACCCGGGGACCGCUACAUCCCCAACAACUAAAACAACGCUGGUUCACCAUCACCACCAUAAUAGGAGAAUCACGCCUUUGCCCAUGACGGCAUAGCUGUCACGAGAUGCGGAUGCAAAAUAGAGAGUCACGGAUAAAUCAGAAAGGAGGUUGGUUACGCAGAGAGCAUCUCGUUUUUCAUAGGUUGAUGGAAGCUGGGCUAUUGUCGAAAGGGGAACGUGCGGAUUGUCGCGCAUCCACCCCACGAACCUGAGCUAUAGGAAACGAAAAACGUAGACAUUUUCAAGAGGCUGUUUUUACAGUACCGCAUUGGUGCCAGUGGAAUCGUUAAGGGUGAGAGAGGAAUAGCACGUCUGGUCACGACAGCACCAAGGACAGCGACGAAUCAGUUCCUUAUUUUUUGAGGCUGCAGCUUUGAAGACUGGGCGGUUCCGCAAGCCUUUUCUACCUGAAGAUCUUUUCUCUUGUCCUCCUGUCCUGUUUGUCAACUUCUUAUCAAGAGCUGCUUUUUGUUAUUGAAUAUCGCACUGAAGAUGGUGGAGGAAGAGAAAAAGCAGGUGACGGGAUACCUCCUUUUCUCUCUGGCCACUGCAGUCAUUGGCUCGCUGCAGUUUGGCUACAACACAGGGGUCAUUAAUGCACCGGAACAGAAACUGCGGGCUUUCUUCAACAACACGUGGAUGGAGAGGUAUGGCGAGCCCAUCAAACCAGGAACGUGCACCAUUGUGUGGAGCUUUUCGGUGGCCGUCUUUAGCGUGGGCGGCAUGGUGGGCUCCUUCAGCGUCGGAGUGAUGGCAGACAGAUUUGGGAGGAAAUUGUCCAUGUUCCUGGUCAACAUCCUGGCUGUGAUUGGAGGCCUCCUCAUGGGUUUCUCCACCCUCUGCUCCUCGUACGAGAUGGUCAUCGCCGGACGCCUCGUCAUCGGCCUCUUCUGCGGCCUCUUCACCGGCCUUACGCCCAUGUACGUGGGGGAGCUGUCCCCCACCCCUCUACGGGGUGCUUUCGGCACCUUGCACCAGCUGGGCGUGGUUAUUGGCAUCCUCGUGGCUCAGAUCUUUGGCUUGGAGUCUCUGCUGGGGUCGGACAAGUUGUGGCCUCUGCUACUGGCUCUGACGGUCGUCCCGGCCGUGCUGCAGUGUAUCCUGCUGCCCUUCUGUCCCGAGAGCCCUCGCUUCCUCCUCAUCAACCAGAACAAGGAGGAGCUGGCCCGCAAAGCCCUGGUGCGUCUGCGUGGCUCCGACGACGUGAGUAAAGACAUGCAGGAGAUGAAGGAGGAGAGUUCCAAGAUGGCCAUGGAGAAGAAGGUGACCAUCCCUGAGCUGUUCCGUACCGCAGCCUAUCGGCAGCCGCUCCUCAUCGCCGUCAUGCUCCACCUCUCCCAGCAGCUCUCCGGAAUCAAUGCUGUGUUCUACUAUUCAACUGGUAUCUUUGAGUCAGCCGGUGUCACCCAACCCAUUUACGCCACUAUUGGAGCAGGAGCUGUUAACACUGUCUUCACUGUGGUAUCUCUCUUCCUGGUCGAGAGGGCGGGACGAAGGACUUUGCAUCUCGUCGGAUUGGCCGGAAUGGCCGUCAGUGCCCUGCUCAUGACUAUUGCCCUCCUGUUGAAGGGCUACUCGUCUCUGAGCUACCUGAGCAUUGGGGCAGUGUUUCUGUUCGUGGCCAUGUUUGAGAUGGGGCCUGGUCCUAUCCCAUGGUUCAUAGUGGCGGAGCUCUUCUCCCAGGGUCCGCGGCCUGCCGCCAUAGCAGUGGCCGGCUGCUGCAACUGGACCGCCAAUUUCCUGGUGGGAAUCAGCUUCCCCAAACUGGAGGAGCUGUGUGGGCCUUACGUCUUUAUCAUCUUCAUGAUCUUACUGAUCUUCUUCUUCAUCUUCACCUUCAUCAAAGUCCCAGAGACCAAGGGCAAGACCUUUGACGAGAUCGCCCGUGAGUUUGGCGGGGCCACCCUGCCCCCUGCCACCUCUGUGGGAGCUCCUCCCACUAGUAUCAGCGUAACACUUCCUGCCUCGCCCAUCAAGGAGAAGGUUCCACUGGUGGAGGCGGCAGCAGCAGAGGAUAGGUCCAACUCAACUGUACAGGAGAGCUUGUAGAAUCCUGUGUUGGGUCAAUGGUUAAAGGUCAAGGGUUGGGGGUCAGCUGGUUCAAAAACAGAUCAAAGAUUAAUUCUUUGGCAGUUCAGGUACAUGGGAUGAGUGUUUGACGUGAAAGGAAAUAUACGUUCGUGUACAUGGAAAGCCAAAACACAAAUUUUUGGGUGGAUACAGUAGCUAGAAUGAAUUAGUGUUAUUUUUUCUCAUUUCUUUCUGUCACGUGUAAUAUAUUUCUCAGCCUAUAGGUCAAAAUUUGUAUUUUAAUUGUGUUGCCUUCUUUUCCUGAGUGCAUCAUCAUUUAAACAGCUUUUAGUAAAGCCAAAGUGUUUCUGAUAAACAGUAGUUUUAACAGUGAAACAGUAGAUUAGGGUCAAUUGCAUUGGUUGGCUUUCAUGGUUUUAGAAAUAGCUUUUUUAAAUAACCCAAUAAUCCCAGAAUGAUCGUACUUGACAGUUAAUUUUAACAGUUGUUGUAUUUGAGAACAAAAUAAUAUGCUUAUACCCUACUCAACAUAAGAAUCCACUGCUAAAAAUCACAUUUAGAUGGUUGCAUAAUAAAGAGAGAGAGAGAGAGAGAGAGAGAGAGAGAGAGAGAGAGAGAGAGAGAGAGAGAGAGAGA
This is a messenger RNA of Oncorhynchus gorbuscha (pink salmon), 2781 nucleotides long. Its product is annotated as solute carrier family 2, facilitated glucose transporter member 1-like. Gene Ontology annotation, cellular component: basolateral plasma membrane; apical plasma membrane. The record is from RefSeq and is a predicted model, not a curated record. Gene Ontology annotation, molecular function: hexose transmembrane transporter activity. Gene Ontology annotation, biological process: monosaccharide transmembrane transport; response to insulin. NCBI's taxonomy places the organism in Eukaryota, Metazoa, Chordata, Actinopteri, Salmoniformes, Salmonidae. The transcript has 11 exons. Bases 607 to 2163 code for a protein of 518 amino acids.